Adineta steineri is the source of this 945-nucleotide messenger RNA. The record is from the annotation of a GenBank genome assembly. Lineage: Eukaryota; Metazoa; Rotifera; Eurotatoria; Adinetida; Adinetidae.
AUGGAAAAUAGUAAAAUGAGAAAAUUAUCGCGUCGUCCAACAAUUAUCUCACCAACUGGACAUAUUCAAUCUUAUGAUGUUCUUCAUUUUUCAGCUUUGGUUGCAACUGGUUGUCUUUUAUCUUUUAUUGCAGGUUAUGUUAAUACUAUAUGUAUUAUUGGUUUUUUUCAAACACCUGUAUCGGCAUUUACAGGUGCUACAUCAAAAAUGAUUAUUGAAUUAGGCAAAGGCAAUUUUAACAUGACACUACAUUUUUUUCUUAUGAUAUUUUCGUUUGUAUUGGGAAGUUUUAUAUCAGCAGCAGUAGUUGGAGGUUCAUCUUUUCGAAUUAAUCGAUCCUAUGGUUUAGUAUUACUUCUUGAAUCUUUGGCACUUACUCUUAGUUAUUUAUUUGAAAAAACGACAUUGAAUUUUCGUGAAUCAUCUAUAUCUUUGCAAUUAGGUGCAUAUUUAAUGUCUCUUGCAUUUGGUCUUCAAAAUGGUAUGUGUACUACAUUUUCCGGUGCUGUUAUUCGUACAACACAUGUAACAGGUACUCUUACAGAUAUUGGUUUAAUUGUAGGACAAGCAAUUUUCUAUCCUCGAACUCGAAAACAUAUUUGGAAAUUGAAAGUUUUGUUACCUAUAUAUAGUGGAUUUUGUCUUGGUGGAUUAACCGGAUACUUCGUAUAUCAAUUAUUACUUAUCAAAGCGAUAUUUUUACCUUGUACAAUUGUUGGAAUCUUAGGUAUUGCACAAUUAUUCUACAGUAAAAUCAUACUUGUCUACAACGCGAAACAUAUAACUAACAAAAAAGAUUGGACGAAAAUGACUAUAAAUGAAUUAUCUGCUACAAAACCCAAAAUCGAAUCGUAUAUGAAUAAAAAUUGUGAUAUUGACGAGCAUAUCAUUUUACAAGACAUUUCUAUUCGUGAUGAAAAAGUUAACACAACAACAGUACUAUAA